AUGGGCUUCCGUGGGGAGUAUGGGCACACAGGGGAGAAGCCGCAUCGUUGUUCUGUGUGUGGGAAGAGCUUUGCUCAAUCCUCCACCCUUACCCUGCACCAGCGCAUCCACACAGGGGAGAAGCCACAUCGCUGUUGUGAGUGUGGGAGGAGCUUUGCUCAAUCCUCCACCCUUACCCUGCACCAGCGCAUCCACACAGGGGAGAAGCCACAUCGCUGUUGCGAGUGUGGGAGGAGCUUCACCCGAUCCUCCUCCCUGACCCGGCACCAGCACAUCCACACAGGGGAGAAGCCAUAUCAGUGCUCUGUGUGUCAGAAAAGCUUCACCUGCAUCUCCAGCCUGACACAGCACCAGCGCAUCCACACAGGGGAGAAGCCAUAUCAGUGCUCUGCGUGUGGGAAGGGCUUCACCCAAUUCUCCCACCUGGCCAAGCACCAGCGCAUCCACACAGGGGAGAAGCCACAUCAGUGCUCUGUGUGUCACAAGAGCUUCACCUGCAUCUCUAGCCUGACACAGCACCAGCGCAUCCACACAGGGGAGAAGCCACAUCGCUGUUCUGAGUGUGGGAAAAGCUUCACCCUUUCCUUCACCCUUGCCCGGCACCAGCGCAUCCACACAGGGGAGAAGCCACAUCGCUGUUCUGAGUGUGGGAAAAGCUUCACCCUUUCCUUCACCCUUGCCCGGCACCAGCGCAUCCACACAGGGGAGAAGCCACAUCGCUGUUCUGAGUGUGGGAAAAGCUUCACCCUUUCCUUCACCCUUGCCCGGCACCAGCGCAUCCACACAGGGGAGAAGCCACAUCGCUGUUCUGAGUGUGGGAAGAGCUUCACCCAAUCCUCCCACCUAGCUGAGCACCAGCGCAUCCACACAGGGGAGAAGCCACAUCACUGCUCUGUGUGUCAGAAGAGCUUCACCUACAUCUCAAGCCUGACACAGCACCAGCGCAUCCACACAGUGGAGAACCCACAUCACUGCUCUGUGUGUGGCAAGAGCUUCACCAAAUGCUCCUCCCUGGCCGCUUCACCUACAUCUCAAGCCUGA
Molecule: messenger RNA, 1041 nt
Organism: Alligator sinensis (Chinese alligator)
Lineage: Eukaryota; Metazoa; Chordata; Crocodylia; Alligatoridae
Product: zinc finger protein 2 homolog
Exons: 3
Coding region: 1-1041 (346 amino acids)
Biological process (GO): negative regulation of transcription by RNA polymerase II
Molecular function (GO): DNA-binding transcription repressor activity, RNA polymerase II-specific
Source: RefSeq, a predicted model, not a curated record